GAAGAUUUGUGGUUAUGAAUUUUGAAUUAGUUGUUUAUUUUUUCGGAUGGACUUUAUUAGUUAUAUAUUCAGUUUACUGUUUUUCAUUUAACUCUUUUCAAUAUUUCAGUUAUUAUGAAGACAUUUACAAUGAUUUUACAGAUGAUUUAUCAUUUUUACCAAAAAGAGAUAAAUCUGAUUUAGAAUGGGAACUAAUCGUAUUUAUGAUGAAACAAUAUUUUUUAUGGAUUGCGGUUUAUUUAAUAUUUUCAUACUUCAUUAAGAAACGGAUAAAACAUUUACAGGUGCUACAAUUAUGGCAAAUUCUUUUUACGACUACUUACAUAUUAAUAAAAUGGAAUUAUGUGUUUUUAUUUUUAAUAUUACUACAGCCAAUGGUAUUUCAUAUUUGUAGCCAUUUUAAAUAUAGAAUUUAUUCAGUGUGGAUCACCUCUGGAUUCUUCCUAAUAUUUUUAAAUUAUUUUAAAUCAACAGUCAGCGGUGAUUCGAUAGUAUUUCAUUUACUCAACGUUGAAGAUUUCGAAUUGUAUAUCCUCAUUUCCUCUCUUUUUUGGAUUAAUUUAAGAUGCAUAAGUUUUUAUUUAGAAACUGAUCAAAAUUAUAAUUUACUUGAAGUUUUAUCAUACUGUCUUUAUCCCCCAACAGUAUUAACAGGUCCUUUUAUUUUAUAUAAAGAAUAUCAAGCUAAUUAUUAUUUCAAAGAAGUUUAUUUGGUAACAUUUAAGCAAUUUUGUAAGAAUAUCUGCAGGACCAUAAUUUGGUAUAUUUUUUGUCACGUCUGUCUUCAUUUCGUAUAUGUAAGUGCUGCAGGUUUUCAUCCUCAGAUGAUUAAACAAUUCAAUAGCUGGUCUUUAUAUGGUUAUGGGUAUGCGAUGGGUCAGUUUUUUCACUUGAAAUACGUUGUUUUAUAUGGUAUGAGUACAAGUUUUGCAUCUUUUGAAGAUAUUAAAGUUCCUUGUUUACCUAGAUGUAUCGGUAGAAUACAUUUGUACUCUGAAAUGUGGAAGUUCUUUGAUCCUGGAUUAUACAACUUUCUUAUAAAAAGUAUUUAUCUACCGUUGACUAAUAUAACUACAAGUAAACCCAUACGAAGUUUUAUUUGUUUCUCUUUUGUUUAUGUAUGGCACGGUCUUGAUAUUCAUAUACUAAUAUGGGCGUUACUAAAUUAUUCUGGAUUAAUGAUUGAGGAUUUUUUAUGGCCUAAAAAAGUAAACGAAAAGAUAAUUGUAUAUAAACAAUCUUGGAAACGUAGAAAAGAUUGUUUUAUUGCAGCGUUUUUAUUGGGAUUAUCUGCUAUUUCGAAUUUUUACUUUUUCGCUGGUGCAGACGUAGGACAUUUGUUUUUUGAACGAAUAUUUUCAGAUUAUUAUGGGAACGUCAUAUUAAUUGUGGCUCUUUAUUGUUGCUGCCAAAUUUCUUAUGAAUUGAAAUUCCUUCCAGCUAAUAAAAUGUAGAAUAUAUUUGAAUAUACUUUGAAAUGGAUAAAUAAAUAAACAAUAUAUAUAUAUUAUAAAACGUUUUUCUAUACUUUAUAUAAAAUCUUAAUUUUGUAGUAAGUAAAAUUUUAAAUGAAAUUCUCUGUAUAUAGAAAUGUGAAAGGUUCCCCCACAGAAUAAAAGGUUUUCAAAUAGCAAUAAACAAUAUUUAUAUUGUUAGCGAAUACCAAAACAGGGCUCAAAAAAUAUAUAUAAAUAAACAGAUAGAAAUGUUAAUUUUUACCUGCCUUUCGAAACUAAUUUUUUAUCAAUAGAGAUCUAUGACUAACUAUUUUAUACUAAAAAAAAAGUCUAAAAAGUAAAAAGUUGAGAGAAAAAACAUUUCCAGUGAAUUUCAUUGUUUGUUAUUAAUUUUAAAAAGUAAUUAAUUGUCUUAUCCAAAUUUUCAUUUCUGUAAAAACUAAUUGUAAUAUUUGAAAAAGCAAUAAAAGUACCUUGAAA
This is a messenger RNA of Diorhabda carinulata, 1937 nucleotides long. It is a transcript of the gene rasp, whose product is annotated as protein-cysteine N-palmitoyltransferase Rasp. Gene Ontology annotation, cellular component: endoplasmic reticulum. The record is from RefSeq and is a predicted model, not a curated record. Gene Ontology annotation, molecular function: palmitoyltransferase activity. Lineage: Eukaryota; Metazoa; Arthropoda; Insecta; Coleoptera; Chrysomelidae. Bases 15 to 1454 code for a protein of 479 amino acids. The transcript has 6 exons. Gene Ontology annotation, biological process: protein palmitoylation.